AAAGAAGUUCAUCGACAAAAAGAACGCAGUCACCUUCCACCUUGUCCACAGAAGUCAACAAGACCCCUUACAGCAGACGAAACAGCCCCACAAAGAGUCUUACUACCAGUCAGCAAUACAACCCAACAGAAAACCAAACAAGCCAAAGAAGAGGAACAUAAAUUUGGCAUAUUCUUUGAUGAUGAUUACAACUACUUACAACAUUUAAAAGAAAGCAAUCAUGUUGUGGAAUGGGUACCUACAGAACCCAGCAACAAAGAUGGCAAGAAAAAGGAAAAAGAUAAACUAACAUUGCCAAGUUCAGUAUUUGCAUCAACAGUUGAAGAAGAUGUAGGUUUACUGAACAAGGCAGCACCUUCUGGUCUUAGAUUAGACUUAGAUCCUGAUAUUAUAGCUGCUAUGGAUGAAGAUUUCAAUUAUGAUGACCCUGACAAUGAACUAGAAGAUGAUUUUAUGAAUUUAGCUAAUGCUGAAUGUUCUGAUGAAGAAGAUGACUACUAUGAUGAUGAUGAAGAGGAUGGUAGAAGUGAUGUCAGUUCAAAUUUUGAAGAUGAAGCAAUGGAUGAAGUUGGUUCUCUUGAUGGGGGCCAAUUUACAUUCAAGGAUGAAGAAACAAAAUCACGAUUCACAGAUUAUUCAAUGUCUAGUUCAGAUAUUAAACGAAAUGAUCAAUUAACGCUUCUGGAUGAAAGGUUCGAGCAGAUGUUUGCAAAAUAUGAUGAUACCGAGAUCGGUCCACUUGAUUGCGACGAAAUUGCCGGCUACGUGCCGGAAAAUUCCGAUUUGUUAUUGCAAUACGCAGCGGAAUUUGAACGCGAUCAACAACGCUCGAAACUUGAUAAAGAAGUCAUCAAAAAUUGCGUUAUCAACCAAGAGCAGGAUUCGGAUGAUUCCAAUGACGAGUUUGACAAGGUUGAAGUUAAACCAAAAGAGAAAUGGGAUUGUGAAAGUAUCCUAUCGACAUAUUCCAAUUUGUAUAACCAUCCGAAAGUUAUAUCUGAACCAAAGUCUAAUAAAAUCAAAUUAAACAGCCGUGGAAUUCCAGUCAUCGAGUCAAAUCGUCUGACGGCGCGAGCAUUGAAGAAUUUAGAUGAUUCAACGUCAGGGAGAAAUGCAGGAGCGAAGUCGGUUGGAGCGCAGAGCGUUUUAUCAACUUUGUCGACGCUGUCAAUUAGACCAAAGGGAGAAACUCCCGAAGAAAGAAAUAUCAGAAAGAAAGAACUCAAAGAUUACAGAAAAGAGAGAAGAAUUGAAAAGAAAGCCAAUGCGGAGGCAUUCAAGGAAGAAGCCAAGAGACAAGUUAAGAUAAACAUUAACAACAGAAUGAAUAUUCAAGGCAAUCGUAUCUUAUAACGAGUCAUAAUUAAUUUUAUGUUAAAUAAAAUAUCCGAGCGGAAUAAUCCGCUUAAUUUGCAAAUAA
Messenger RNA from Dalotia coriaria, 1420 nucleotides. It is a transcript of the gene LTV1, whose product is annotated as LTV1 ribosome biogenesis factor. The transcript has a single exon. Lineage: Eukaryota; Metazoa; Arthropoda; Insecta; Coleoptera; Staphylinidae. The coding region runs from base 400 to 1353 and encodes 317 amino acids. Gene Ontology annotation, cellular component: nucleus; cytosol; preribosome, small subunit precursor. Gene Ontology annotation, biological process: ribosomal small subunit export from nucleus; ribosomal small subunit biogenesis. The record is from RefSeq and is a predicted model, not a curated record.